Molecule: messenger RNA, 1071 nt
Organism: Diutina rugosa
Lineage: Eukaryota; Fungi; Ascomycota; Pichiomycetes; Serinales; Debaryomycetaceae
Gene: PTC7
Product: type 2C protein phosphatase
Exons: 1
Coding region: 1-1071 (356 amino acids)
Source: RefSeq, a predicted model, not a curated record
AUGGUGAUGAUUCUGUUGAUAGGUAAGCGUGCGUUCACCGGCUCGUUGAAGUAUGGGCUGUCGAUUGCUACCUCGGCCUCCAAAGCUGGCACUACCCCCGUGAGGCGGUUCUCGUUCACCAGUUGGACAUCCUCCGGUCAAAAAGGCGGACCAAAUCUCAGCGCCACUGCAGCGCAGCUGGGAAACUAUGACAGUAUCCAUCUGGGUUUUACCAACUACAAUAUAUCGGUUGCGUUUCAGCCGAAGGACCGAGAGGAACAAGGGCAAAACCUUUUCGCCAAGCAGCAAAAGGGUAAUACCGAGCGCACCUACAGCGAAAGCGGCGAGGACAACUUGUUUGUGUCACACGAAAACCAAGGGUUUGUCGCUUGUGGCGUGGCUGAUGGUGUUGGUGGGUGGUCGGAAGCCGGGUACGAUUCGUCGGCUAUAUCGCGCGAGCUUUGUGCUCAAAUGAAGCUGGCAUUUGAAUCGUCAUCAGGAGAUGUCACUCCUAAGCUGCUUCUACAGCUGGCAUUCGAUGCCGUGAUGUCGCUGCCCAAAGUGGAGAUCGGUGGAACAACCGCGUGUCUUGGAGUGUUGACACCUACUCGUGAGCUUAGAGUGGCUAAUUUGGGUGAUUCUUGGUGUGCCGUGUUUCGGGAUUUUAAGCUUGUUGAGGAAAGUAAAUUCCAAACUCACAACUUCAACACCCCUUACCAACUUGCCAAAAUUCCCAAGCAUAUUAUUCGUCAAGCAGAACGGGAGGGGCGCCGUUACAUUAUCGACAACCCGGGCAUGGCGGAUGAAUAUAGCUGGCAAUUGCAGCAAGGCGAUAUCGUGAUGUUUGCCACCGAUGGCGUUUCUGACAAUGUUGUUCCUGGCGACAUUGAAGUGUUUUUGAAGGACCAAUUCGCCACCGGAACCCCCAACCUCGACAGUAUAGCCAAGAGAUUUGUUGAUGAAGUGGUCAAAGUCAGUAAGGACCCCAACUUCCCCAGUUCUUUUGCUCAGGAGUUGCUGAAGUUAACGGGUCAAAACUACCUUGGCGGUAAAGAGGACGAUAUUACAGUGGUGUUGGUUCAAGUCAAGUAG